AUGGGACGGAGCUGCUCCUUCCUCCUGCUCCUCUUCCUCCUGUCCCCGUGGCCCAGAGCCACCAUGGCACUGCUGCAGUACCGCCACGACUGCGGAGAGCUGGGAAUGCAGCUCCUGGUCUUCCCGUCCCAUGGCCGCACCGUCCGCUUCAAGGUUCUGGACGAGUUUGGCUCCCGCUUUGACGUGGCCAACUGCUCCAUCUGCCUCCACUGGCUGAGUUCCAGGGAGGACGGCUCUGUCAUCUUCUCCUCUGGCUACAAUGGCUGCCACGUCCUGUUCAAGGAGAACCGCUAUGUCCUGCGGGUGCAGCUGGAGGAGCUGCUCUCCGGCGGGAUCCCCGUCACCUCCUACGAGGUCAACAUGACCUGCCCCAAGCCAGGCGGCUCUGAGGCGCUCCCAGAUGGAACCCAGGGGACGAGCCGGGACAGCCCAACGCUGUUCUCCCACACCGGCCUGCACCAGGUCUCGGGCUCCUCCCUCACCCUCACAGGAUCCCACUUCUCAGCCCAAGAUCUCGUGGAGCAGGUUCACGCCCCUGGGAUUCGCCCAGGGUCUGUAUCCCAAAACCAGCCUGGGAUGAUGCAUGCUGGGGGUCAAAACCAACCUGGGAUUCGCCCAGGAUCUGUAUCCCCAAAUCAGCCUGGGAUUCGUCCAGGGUCUGCAUCCCACAACCAGCCUGGGAUUCGCCCAGGGCCUGUAUCCCAAAAUCAGCCUGGGAUGAUGCAUUCCGUGGGUCAAACCCAACCAGGCAUUCGUCCGGGAUUCGCCCCGGGUCUGUAUUCCAAAAUCAUCCUGGGGGUCAAAACCAACCAGGGAUUCGCCCCGGGUCUGUAUUCCAAAAUCAUCCUGGGGGUCAAAACCAACCAGGGAUUCGCCCAGGGUUUCAUCAGCCCUGGACCCCAGGCUGAGCCCCAGCCCGGCCUGGGACUCCCUGGGCUGCGGCCCCAGCCUGGAUUGCUGCAUCCUGGGAUUCACACCCAGCCCAGCCUGCUGCAGCCCACAGCGCUCUUCUACCCCUCGCCGGGGGCAGUCUGCUUCCCUCCAGGAAUGCAGCUGACCCGGGAGCAGUGCCAGGUGCCGGUGGGCCGCAUGCCGUGCGUGGCUCCACAGGGACGGGAUGCGUGCCUGCAGGCGGGAUGCUGCUACGACGACAUGGACCGCACCACGCCCUGCUAUUACGGGAAUACCGCCACCGUGCAGUGCCUGCUGGAGGGACACUUUGUGCUGGUGGUGCCGCGGGGAAUGGUGGCCCUGCCGUACAACCUGGACACCGUGCGGGUGGCCGGCGGCCAGGCGGGGUGCGAGCCCCGCCACGUGUCCGAGGCCUUCGUCAUGUUCCGCUUCCCGGUCACCCACUGCGGCACCACCGUCCAGGUGAUCGGGGACACGCUGGUCUAUGAGAACCAGCUGAUCUCCACCAUCGAUGUCCAGGGAUCCCCCCGUGGCUCCGUCACUCGGGACAGCGUCUACAUUCUCCGAGCUCGGUGCAUCUACAAUUCCAGUGACCUCCUUCCCUUGGGAGUGGAGGUGGCCGUGCCCCCCACAUCGGCCCCCCUGGCCAUGCUGGGCCCGCUGGCGCUCCAGCUGCGCAUUGCCACUGACGAAUCCUACAGCUCCUACCACGCUGUGGGUGACUUCCCCCUGGUGAGGGUGCUCCGGGACCCCAUUUAUGUGGAAGUCCGGCUGCUCCAGAAGACAGAUCCCAAUUUGGUGCUGGUGCUGCACCACUGCUGGGCCUCUCCCGGCUCCCACGCCGCAUCCCAGCCCCAGUGGCCCAUCCUGGUGGAAGGGUGUCCCUUCCAAGGGGACAACUACAGGACACGGCUGAUUCCGAUGGGUCCGGCCUCUCCGGAGCUGCCCUUCCCGAGCCACUACCAGCGCUUUGUCAUCUCCACCUUCGCCUUUGUGGAGCCCCCCAAAAUGGCUGUGCUGGAGGGGGAGGUGUACAUCUCCUGCAGCGCCUCCGUGUGCCACCUGGCCCAGCCGGAGCCCUGCCGGCCCUCCUGCCAGCUGGGAGUGCCCUCACGAGCACGGAGGUCUCCAGGGGACAGGAGGACAGGUGACAGCAUGGGGACAGUCACAUCCCAGGGAUGCAUUGUGUUUCCUGAGGCUCCCAAGAGAGGGGGAACUCAGCAGAGAGGCUGA
This is a messenger RNA of Melospiza georgiana, 2145 nucleotides long. RefSeq names its product zona pellucida glycoprotein 1 (gene ZP1). Gene Ontology annotation, biological process: prevention of polyspermy; binding of sperm to zona pellucida. Bases 1 to 2145 code for a protein of 714 amino acids. Gene Ontology annotation, cellular component: egg coat. Gene Ontology annotation, molecular function: structural constituent of egg coat; acrosin binding. The transcript has 14 exons. Lineage: Eukaryota; Metazoa; Chordata; Aves; Passeriformes; Passerellidae. The record is from RefSeq and is a predicted model, not a curated record.